Solanum verrucosum is the source of this 1146-nucleotide messenger RNA. RefSeq names its product probable aquaporin TIP4-3. Gene Ontology annotation, molecular function: channel activity. NCBI's taxonomy places the organism in Eukaryota, Viridiplantae, Streptophyta, Magnoliopsida, Solanales, Solanaceae. Gene Ontology annotation, cellular component: membrane. The record is from RefSeq and is a predicted model, not a curated record. The transcript has 6 exons. Gene Ontology annotation, biological process: transmembrane transport. The coding region runs from base 1 to 1146 and encodes 381 amino acids.
AUGGGUUCCAACAAUAAUGUUUUUUUCGGUGAUGAAGAAAGCCAGCUUUCUGGUGGUACUAAUAGAGUUCAACCUUACUCUUCCACACCAAAAAAGUUUGACUUCUCAGAUGGUCACUCAACUAAUAUUUAUUAUCUCGCUCUUAUUAUUAGGAAUACUAUUGAUGAUGACGGAAAGAAGCAAAAUUUUCUCUCACUUUCACAAAGACUGGGCAUUCCGGACUUUUUUUCUUUGGAUGUAUGGCGAGCGUCGAUGGGAGAACUCCUAGGCUCAGCGGUACUUGUUUUUAUGGUGGAUACUAUAGUGAUCUCUACUUCCGAAAGUGACACUGAAAUGCCAAAUUUAAUCAUGUCAAUUCUCAUAGCAAUUGUGCUCACAAUUCUACUCCUGGCGGUUGUUCCAGUGUCCGGAGGCCAUCUCAACCCGGUUAUCUCCUUCUCAGCCGCGCUAGUCGGAAUUAUAUCUAUGUCAAGAGCCAUAAUUUACAUUGUGGCUCAAUGUCUUGGUGCUGUUUUAGGUGCACUAGCUCUCAAAGCAGUGGUUAGUUCAACAAUUGAUGAAACUUUCUCACUUGGUGGUUGCACUAUCACAGUAAUUGCACCGGGCCCAAAUGGGCCUGUUAUUUUGGGCCUAGAGACAGCCCAAGCCUUGUGGCUAGAGAUCUUUUGUACAUUUGUUUUACUCUUUGCUUCAAUUUGGAUGGCUUAUGAUCAUCGACAAGCUAAGGCUCUAGGCCUUGUCAGUGUCUUGUCCAUUGUUGGUCUAGUCUUAGGCCUUCUAGUGUUUAUCUCAACCACGGUUACCGCGAAAAGGGGCUACGCCGGGGUAGGGAUGAACCCGGCAAGGUGUUUGGGGCCCGCGAUUGUUAGAGGAGGUCACCUUUGGGAUGGACAUUGGAUCUUUUGGAUUGGCCCUACUAUUAGUUGUGUAGCCUUUUAUGUGUACACAAAGAUUAUUCCACCAAAACAUUUCCAUGCAGAAUAUGGAUACAAACAUGAUUUUGUUGUAGUUGUCAAGGCUUUGUUUGGGUCGAAUGCUGCUGACUUCAAUGUCGAAGAUGCUCAGCAAGGGGUUGUCUACAAAGAUGAAAUUGCAAACAAUUUUGUGAGAAAUAUAUUACCACUGGCUAUUUGGAUGGUGAUAUAG